AUGCCCAUCCCCCUCCUCAUUCAGGGCGCCGCAAGGGGAGUUAGUUCAAUCCCAUACGCAUGGACUGUUCUCAAGGUCGUACCAUGGAUUAUCCUCUUCGCAGUGCUGAAAUUCUAUUUCGGCGGAGCCCGCAACACCUCCGAGCGACUUAUGCAUUCUAAACGAAUUAUGGUUACGGGUGGAACAUCCGGUAUAGGUGCACAAGUUGUUCACGAGUUAGCAGCGCGAGGAGCCCAAAUCAUCCUUUUAACUCGCCAACCACCCUCGGACCUUUUCAUUGUCGAAUACAUCGAUGAUAUACGCAAUUCAACCGGGAACCAGAAUAUUUGGGCUGAACAGCUGGACUUGUCGUCAUUGCACUCUGUGCGCAAGUUCGCAACGCAGUGGAUCGAUAACGGCGAACCAAGACGACUAGACGGUGUUAUUUUGUGUGGAGGGUUAGCGGCGCCGUCUUCUACGAAGGGAAAUACAGUUGAUGGUAUCGAUGAAGAAUGGCAGGUGAAUUACCUUGCCAAUUUCCAUCUUCUGAGUAUUCUUAGCCCCGCGCUGAGGGCUCAGCCGGCACAUCGCGAUGUCCGAGUGAUUUUCACAACGUGUUCAGGGUAUAUUGGGGCAAAAUUCGAUCUCGACAGCGUGAAGACGGGUGCAUUGAAUGUUAAGAAUAAGAAGGCGGCUCCUAGGGGCGUUUACGCACUUAGCAAGUUCGCACUUAUGACUUUUGCACACUCUUUUCAGCGUCAUUUGAGUUCUGUCGCUAGACCUGAUGGGCUACCGCCUUGUACUAGGGUGUUGGUCGUUGAUCCGGGACAUUCGAGAACUCCUGGCACACGACGCUGGUUGACGGGUGGGUCGCUUUGGGGACUGAUGCUUUAUCUUAUUACGUGGCCUUUCUGGUGUUUGGUGCUUAAAUCUCCACAGCAGGGGGCGCAGAGUAUUCUUUAUGCUGCUAUGGAGGAAAGCUUUGGGCGUGGAGCCGGUGGAUGGUUUAUCAAGGAGUGUCGGGAGAUGGAUUGUGCGAGAGUUGAUGUGAGAGAUGAGGAUGUUGGGAAGAGGCUUUGGGAGUUUAGUGAGAAGCAGAUUGAGGAGGCGGAGAAGGCGGGGGCUGUGAAGAGAGCUUACGAGAAGAAGGAGAAGGAGGUUGAGAAGGAAAAAGAGGCGAGGAAGGAGAAUUCCUCUGCGAAGGCACAGACUGCUGGGUCUAGACGGAGUAAGAAGAAUAAAUAA
This is a messenger RNA of Penicillium angulare, 1224 nucleotides long. RefSeq names its product putative oxidoreductase. The record is from RefSeq and is a predicted model, not a curated record. The transcript is spliced from 2 exons. Lineage: Eukaryota; Fungi; Ascomycota; Eurotiomycetes; Eurotiales; Aspergillaceae. The coding region runs from base 1 to 1224 and encodes 407 amino acids.